Acanthosepion pharaonis is the source of this 6672-nucleotide messenger RNA. The record is from the annotation of a GenBank genome assembly. NCBI's taxonomy places the organism in Eukaryota, Metazoa, Mollusca, Cephalopoda, Sepiida, Sepiidae.
AUGGCUACUAAUAAAGUAACCAGACUGUUGGCCUACCUACUUUUCAGGGUUGUUUUGCCCCUAUCACUGCUCAUAGCCUGUGUGGUGCGACCUAAUGUGCUUUCUUUCAUCUAUGGCAUUUUGCUGCUGUUGACACCUUUGUGUAAAAGUCCAACUCCAGAAUCUAUUAAAGGUGGGACAGGUAAUCUGUUGAAAGCUAUUCUUGGAAUUGGUGUUAUAACUGUCCUUGCACAGUCCAUAUUUCAUAUAGUGUUGGCAGCAAUAGCCACUGAUGAGGAACCAUACGGACAUGUUUUUGGUAACUGUUCCAGUAAUGAAGAAUUGGUACGGCAGUUUGGAUUCCAAAGAUUGGACAAUGUUCCAGCCAAACAUGUGGCCAGAUUGGUUGGUCCUGAUAUUCUUGUUUGUUUUAUGGCCAUCUUAGUAUUUGCCAUCUGCAGCAAUGUCCUCAAAGAGACUACCAAAGAAUCUGAUCUGCCAACAGUUACUAAGACCAGAAAACGACGCAUGAAGAAGAUCAUUGACUGUUCCAAGAUGAUUGCCCUGAUGCUUUUGCUUGCUGCCAGUGGUAUUAUUGUACCUUCUAUCAUAGGAUCUGUCUACUUUUUCACCUUUCUCAUUGCUGUCACAUGGUGGUCCUUUGGUUACUCUCUCGGAACUAAAUUCUCCAUCUUCAAAUUUUUCAUCCUUGUCUAUGUUGGAUUGCAUUUGUGUGUUUUGUACCUUUACCAGUUUCCAUUCUUCAACAAAGAAUUCCUUGCGGAGUCAAUGCUUGCUCGGCUUUUGGGGAUCACUCAACUUGUUUACACUGAUUGUGCUAUUCCUUGGGAUAUAGAACUUCAUAGUGACCAAGUAUUCUGGCCAGGAUUUGUCAACCCUGGUAUCCUUUUGCUGUUAUACUGGAUCCUUGCCUUUCAAUGCCGACAUUUCAUCUAUGCUAAAAGUGACAGAAGAUUGGUUUCUGACUCUAAACUGGAUGCCACCGUUCCUAAACGUCGUAUCCGUCGCCGCCGCUACUCUGGAACAGAGCGGCAGAUCUUAGAGUCAAAAUCAUUGCUGAACAUUCAAGUUGUGAGUAAGAGCAGGAACAAUGUAGCUUCUUCUAUUUUCGUUGCUACAGGUUUAGUGGAUACUGGCGAGAAUAUGCACUAUAGUAGUGUGGACCCUAUUUCCUCGGGUGAUAUUCGUGUGAAGGGUGGCGAAAUUGAAACCCAAGAAGAUUCUGAUGAAGAAAUGCAAGCAACUGCAGAAUCUCGAAAACACAGCCGCACAACUGAGAAAAGAUCGGCCUUUGCUUCUGUUCUUGUUUAUAUUAUGAACCAAAGCUAUGUCCUCGCUCUCAUUGCCAUGAUGGCCUGGAGUAUCACGUUUCACAGUUGGCUCACAUUUGUACUACUGCUCGGCGCUUGCAUCAUUUGGAUGAUCCCGAAAUCCCGGCGAGCCUGCCUUCUUGUCUCACCUGUAAUUGUCUUUUAUGCUGAAGUCUUGCUCAUCAUUCAGUACAUAUAUGGUUUGAAGCUUAAUGAAGAUGAACUGCCAACAGAAUUACAUGGUGUGAAGAUGUCUGAAAUAGGUCUUAUCAAAUUCGAUAUACCUUGUAGAAGCCUGGCUCUACAGACUUUAUACACAUUGGUGUUCUUACUUACCCUACGACAGCACAUGCGAGAGCGGCAUCUCAAGAAAGAAACUUCUAUUCAAGGUUAUGCCCUAGAACGUCUGGAUACGGGUAGCACCUCCAUCACACCGGCGUUUUCCGAGACGCUGUAUUCUCCCAUGGAUUCAGAUUUGGCUGAUGGCUAUGAUGGGUACACCGUCAAGCAGAUAGGACGCUACUUGUGGUCUCUCCUCUGCAAAUAUUGGAUUUUCAUAUGUGCUAGUAUGAUGCUCACAAUAGCCAUCCAAGAUGAAGUAGCUUACAGACUUAUUUACCUCAUCUUCUUUCUCUAUUUUAUAAUUGCUUUCCAGUUGUCCUACAGAAUAUGGCGUGUUACAAUGUAUGUAUUUUGGUGGGUGGUUAUUAUUUACUCCAUGUGUGUGCUAUGUAUGAUUUACACCUAUCAGUUCAGUCAGUUCCCAAGUUACUGGAAAAAUGGCACUGGCCUCUCAGAAGAAAUACUUCGUGACCUUGGCCUACAGCAAUAUGACGUGAAAGGUCUUUUUGUCAAACUGCUCACUCCAACAAGUUUCCUAAUUGUUAUCAUCAUUCAAGUACACUAUUUCCACCAACCUUUCAUGCACCUCAGUGGACUGGAAAGAUAUAGAAGAGAAUUUGCAAAUGCAGAGUCAAUAGAUGUGACAGCUGAGGAUGGUCACAUUACUGAAGACACGGGUCUGACCACUUCUGAUACGGAAUCAGAGCUUAGAAUGCUAAAUAAUUGGCGGAAAGAAUUUGUGGUACGUUUUCGUGCCCUGUGGAGAAGAGGAAGUGCCACAUGGAAUUAUGUAUCUCAGUAUUUAUGGAGGCUGAUUGAGAUCCACAUCUUCAAAGUGGUCGGCCUGACUGUGAUGGUAGUGGCUGUAAAGGAGGUAUCAGCCAUUAGUGCCGUCUACGUGAUAAUGUUGGCCUUCUUCUUGCCUCUACCCAAAGGUCGUUUGUUGCUGUCCCACAUUUUGCAGAUGUGGACAGCAUUGGUUCUGCUAGCCAAAGCAUCAUUUCAAAUGUCAGUGGCAAGAAUUGCGGAUUGGCAAUCAAAUUGUACAAUUAAAGCUGGGAAUAACACUAUUUAUGAUAUGUAUCCAUUCAAUCAUACAAUUGACAAUAACAUUUGGAUUGGCCUAGAAAAAGUUAAAUCUGCUGAACUGCCAAAUUAUCUUCAGAAUUAUGUCGUCAUCUUGAUACGUACUGAUGCUGACAAGGGAAUUGUAGAAUGUUUUAAAUAUUUUGCUAAUUAUUUCUUUUACAAAUUUGGCCUUGAGCUAUGUUACAUCAUUACAGCUAUUACCAUCAGUGUCCGUGUUGAUGCCUAUUCUGUGCUUUAUGCAAUAUUUCUGGGUGUAUUACUCUUGUUGAACCGUCGUGGCAAUGCUUACCUGUGGCCUAUUUAUGUCCUUGUGCUUACAAUUCUAUUACCUCUACAAUACAUGUCUUCCAUUGGUGCUCCACUGGGUCUCUGUCUACCUUAUCCCUGGGCAAAUACUUUAAAACUCUCUCUUCAACAAUGGCUUUUCUUACCAAGUUAUACUUCUCCUCCAGCAGCUCCUGUUCUCUUGGCUGACUUUUUCCAAUUGUUAUUUGCCUGUCUGCAGUGGCGUGUCUUCUACUUAGAAUCUCGAACACAGGCAGAAGAAUAUGGCGGUGGCCUCAACAAAGAUAUUCUUGCAGAAGUUGAAAGCAAUGCUGAAAUUCCAGUUCCUGACUUCACAACAACUGUCAAUUCUUACCUGGAUGUUGCCAAAUAUGCUAUAUUCUACUACCUUUUCUGGGUAACCAUGGCAAUAGUAUUCUUUGCUGGUACAAACAGAAUUAAUCUAUUUGGACUUGGAUAUGUAAUCAUAGUUUUCUGCUUCAUGUGGUUUGGCCGGGAAUUCCUCCUGAAACCACUCAGGAAACUCCUUUGGUGGUGGAAUUUUCUGGUUGGGUAUACAUUCCUUGUACUAUUCACAAAAGCCAGUCUUCAGCUGGUUGGAUGUGUGUACAAGUUGAAAAAUGACUCCUGUUUGGUAAUAAAGUUAUUUGGCAUCACUUGUUUGAGUCCUAAUAUUGAAGAACCCAACAGCACAUGUUCUGUAGAUAAAAAUGGACUCCUAUGGGAUGUCAUUUGUUUUGCCUUCCUCCUACUACAGCGAAGAGUUUAUAGUUCACAUUACUUCCGACAUAUUGUUGCUGAGCUGGAAGCUCAGAGACGAUUGGCUUCGCGAGGGGCAGAGCUAAUCAACCGGAUCCUCAUUCGAGAAGUGUUACUACAGAAAGAACGAGAAAGAGGAAUUUUGAACACCAUUAAAAAGAAGAUGGAAGAAUUGAAAGCAAAACAAGCUCGACUGAAAAAGAAUUACCAGGAACCUGAAGAACACUACCAAGCCAUUCGAUCAGGUGACUACUAUCUGUUCGAGGAUGAUUCAGAUGAUGACUCGAGCAGUCCUGAUCAGGCAGCCACCUCUUUGAAUCUUGGCAGAUCUGAGCGCAGCAGUGAGGAGAGAAAAAUGGGACCUCUCCAGCUGUUGUCGACAGCCAUAGAUUCAGGCACUGACACUGCACUUGAGAAAGCAAAAGAAGAGGAACAACUUGAACGUAGACUGAGUAUGCGACGGUCAUCCUCCAUUCACAAAGAGGAAAUGCCUUUCAAGAAAUCAUUCCAAGCUGAACCAAGUCCAAUAGUUGUCUCUUUGGAAGAUGAAGAUGCUGCUGCUCCAGUUUUCUCAGAAGAUGCAGACCCACCAAAGAAAGAGGAAGAACAACCAAGUCCUGAAACACAGACCCAGGAGACAUUGUUUUCUAAGAUUUCCAACAACUUCUGUUUAUUCAUUGCUAUUCUUGUGAGUAUGGCAAACUGGCUUAUUAAGAUCUUCAACCACAUAUCUCGAAAUUACCGUCAUGUGGCCCGGAUUCUUGCUGAUGAUAUGAAGAAAGAAAAAUUAAAAAUACAGGCGGAGAAGCAAGGACAAGUGUUUGUGGAACCAGACACAAAUAUAGAUGAAGCACAAGAUGAAGGAGCUACAGAUAAUCUUGAUAAUGGCUUAAUCGCAGUCACAGUUGAAUCACCGACAAAAAGUGAUGUAAGGAAGUGUUUAAGUAAAACCAGCCUUGAUGAUAUGGAAGAUGAUGAAGAAAAUGAGUUUGAAAUGCAGCAGCCGGUGCUGUAUCGCUUGCUUGUUGCCUUCUACUACAUGCUCAUCUCCCGUUCUGAGUUGGUCUGCUAUUUCCUGAUUGUGCUUAAUCAAAUGGUAUCUGCCAGCCUACUGUCCUUGCCACUCCCACUCAUGGUGUUCCUGUGGGGGAUGCUGUCAGUGCCGCGCCCCUCCAAAACAUUUUGGGUUACAGUCAUUACAUACACUGAGGCUGUUGUCGUCGUGAAAUACUUGUUCCAGUUCACCAUUUUCCUUGGAUUGAAGACGAUUCUCAAACGAUAUGGUUUGUGGAAAGAUGCUGAAGACAUUAAUGCGGAUUUAGAAAAAGCAGAGGGUAAAGAGCUAAGUCCUCCAUGUACCCCAACACCUGAUAGUUCCUUGCGUUCAAGUGAUUUGGUGCAUGUUGGUCAGGAACUAGAUGCUGGGCAAGAAAUAGAAGCUGAUGGAAUAGAUACCAGUUCGCAAAAAGGUACCUUGGUUAUUGAUGAAAGUUCUACUGCUCCGAAAAGGAAAACAAAGAAAAGUGUUGUGUCCUGCUUGCAGCCUUUCCAGAAUUUUUACCGCCAGAUGACCAACUCAACAUACAAUGCCGUGGUUGAUGUCUAUGCCCCAAUGUUUGCAUGUGACUUUUUAGCUUUUCUCAUUGUUGUGUUUGGCUAUUGGGCAUUUGGACCAGUUCAAUCAAGUGGUGGAGAUGUAACAACAUAUAUCCAAGAGAACAGGUGUUUCUUCUUUUUCUUCUUUCUCUUCUUUUUUCUUCUUUCUCUUCUUUUUUCUUCUUUCUCUUCCUUUUUCUUCUUUCUCUUCCUUUUUCUUCUUUCUCUUCCUUUUUCUUCUUUCUCUUCCUUUUUCUUCCUUUCUCUUCCCUUCUCUUCCUUUCUCUUCCCUUCUCUUCCUUUCUCUUCUUUCCCUCUUUCUCUUUCCUUUCUUUCCCUUUCCUUUCUUUCUUCCAUCCUUUCUGUACCUAUUCCAUUUCUUGUGAUGCUGGUUGUACAGUUCAUGUUGAUCAUCAUCGACAGAGCUUUAUUUCUUCGCAAAUAUGUCCAGGGAAAAUUUAUUUUCCAAGUGACCCUGGUCAUUAUUGGACACAUCUGGCUCUUUUUCAUUUUACCUGCUGUCACAGAAAGACAAUUUGUUCAAAACACACCUGCUAUGUUGUGGUACUUUGUGAAAUGCAUCUAUUUUGCUCUGUCUGCUUACCAGAUUCGUUCUGGUUAUCCAACUCGCAUUUUAGGCAAUUUCCUAACCAAGAACUACUCCUACCUUAACCUGUUCCUCUUUAAAGGUUUCCUUGCUAUUCCUUUCUUGUUGGAGUUACGAGCUCUAAUGGACUGGAUGUGGACAGACACAACACUUGCUCUGUCCAGCUGGUUACAAAUGGAGGAUAUUUAUGCUAAUAUCUUUGUUCUUAAAUGUUGGAGACAUGCAGAAGUGACUUAUCCAACCCCUCGUGCACAAAAGAGGAAAUCCACCAUUAAAUAUGGAGUUGGAGGUCUGCUCCUGUUGCUGAUCAUUUUCAUUAUCUGGUUUCCACUGGUACUGUUCUCCUUUGCCAAUACAGUGUAUGAACCCAACCCACCCAUUACCUGUACUGUUACCAUCUCUAUGGGGGGAUAUCAGCCUCUCUUCAAGAUGACAUCGCAGCAACAAAACAUUCAUAGCAUUAAUCAUAGCCAAUAUGUUGGCUUACAAGAAACAUACAAGAAAAGAUAUAAUGCUUUGGGAUUUGUGACAAGUUAUAACAAAGAAGACAUCUCAAUUGUGACUGUCAAUGGUGAGUCCACUUCUGUCUGGGGCAUCAGUCCACCCAGCCAGAAAAAAUUAUUAUCUGAAUUAAUGGAAAGCAACUCUUUCAACAUGGAAUUACACAUCUCAUUUACAAGGUAA